Molecule: messenger RNA, 2742 nt
Organism: Closterium sp. Naga37s-1
Lineage: Eukaryota; Viridiplantae; Streptophyta; Zygnematophyceae; Desmidiales; Closteriaceae
Source: the annotation of a GenBank genome assembly
AUGCUCAGAGAAAGUUGUGAACGACUUUCCUCUAGACGGUCGCUGAAACUAUGCGCUUCCGUCUUUUUGCUUUCUUCUAUCCGUUUCUUUCUUCUCUCCCUCUCCCUCUCCCUCUCCCUCUCCCAUUCGUCUCCUCCCUCUUUCCUCUCCCCCCCUCCCCUUUUACCCCUCCCUCCCUCUCUCUCUCCCUCUCUCCCUCCCUCUCUCUCUCCCUCUCUCCCUCCCUCUCUCUCUCCCUCUCUCCCUCCCUCUCUCUCUCCCUCUCUCGCUCCCUCUCUCUCUCCCUCUCUCCCUGUCACCAUCUCUCCCUCUCCUUCUCACUUCCCUCUCUCCCUAUUUUCCCCCCUUCCUCGGCCGUCUGACCUGCUCCCCGGCUCGGCAAUCCCUAGGUGCACGGUUGGCUGCUGCGGCUCGCAUACUUGCUUCUCAUUCCCUACCUUCCGAGCGAUUCCUGAGGUUUUCAAUCAGUGUCCUCUCCCAUCUAUCUCACGCCUCCCCCAGUUCAUUCUCCCCGCGGCGCGGCAAUCCCCAGGUGCACGGGUGGCUGCUGUGGCUGGCGUACGGGCUGCUGAUGCCCGUGGGGCUCAUCACGGCGCGUCAUCUGCAGACCGUCACGCCCAAGUGGUUCGCCAUUCACUGGGGCAUUCAGGUGCGCUCCUUCGCCUCCUCGCUCCAUCGCACCUCCCUCGCUCCCUCGCACCUCCCUCGCUCCCUCGCACUUACUGUUUUUGGGUCGACUCAAAACCUGCUUCUGUUGGUGAUGCUCGCGAUAAUCCGGUUCCUUAUCGCCGUGGGGAAGUUCAGUCGAAAGGACGCCCCGUGCUCUUCACUCCGCUCGCUUUCUCACCUUCCCCUCUUGUCUCCCCCUCCCAUCCCCCCCGAUUUUCCGCAGCUGCUGACGGUGAUGCUCGCGAUAAUCGGGUACUUCCUCGCCGUGGGGAAGUUUGGUCGCAAGGAUGCCUCGUGUCCCUUGAGUCAAUUCACCCUCCACCCUUCCCCCCUUCCCCCCUUCCCCCGCAUCCCCCUCCCCUCCGCAUCUCCCCCGCAGCUGCUGGCGGUGAUGCUCGCGAUAAUCGGGUUCUUUAUCGGCGUGGGGAAGUUGGGCGCGGAGUACGACUCGUGACCCUUCACUCCACUCACUUUCUCACGCUCCUCCUCCAUCUCACACCCCUCCUCUUGAUUUAUUUAUCGCAGCUGCUGGCGGUGAUGCUCGCGAUAAUCGGGUUCUUCAUCGGCGUGGGGAAGUUCGGCGCGGAGGCCGCCACGGAGUCGCGCCAUGCGCGCAUGGGCAUCGCGGUCUUCACCUUCACGCUCGCGCAGCCGCUGCUGGGGGUCAUUCGCCCGCACAAGGGGAACAAGAUACGUGUGGCAUGGUACUUCGCGCACUGGCUGCUGGGCAUUCUGGCGGUGGGCAUGGGGUGGUACGUGCUCUUUCUUGGCCUCGGCCUCUACGAGCACGAGACGGACCAGGACGUGCAGCGUGACCACAUCACUGCUGCUCUUAGCCUUUCUGCUGCUGGGUCGAUGGGACCAUCUGACGGGCUCACGCUCUUCCCCUCCGUCACCCACGUGUCCUCGCUGCUGCACCUGGGGGGACGGGGGAGCCUUUUAAUAAAAGGAUUCCUCCUGCCAUCCCUGCUCCCUGUCUCACCCCCCACACCCUCUCCCCCUCCCUUCCCCCCCCCACUCUCCCCCUCCCUUUCCCCCCCACUCUCCCCCUCCCUUUCCCCCCCACUCUCCCCCUCCCUUUCCCCCCCACUCUCCCCCUCCCUUUCCCCCCCACUCUCCCCCUCCCUUUCCCCCCCACUCUCCCCCUCCCUUUCCCCCCCACUCUCCCCCUCCCUUUCCCCCCCACUCUCCCCCUCCCUUUCCCCCCCACUCUCCCCCUCCCUUUCCCCCCCACUCUCCCCCUCCCUUUCCCCCCCACUCUCCCCCUCCCUUUCCCCCCCACUCUCCCCCUCCCUUUCCCCCCCACUCUCCCCCUCCCUUUCCCCCCCACUCUCCCCCUCCCUUUCCCCCCCACUCUCCCCCUCCCUUUCCCCCCCACUCUCCCCCUCCCUUUCCCCCCCACUCUCCCCCUCCCUUUCCCCCCCACUCUCCCCCUCCCUUUCCCCCCCACUCUCCCCCCUCCCUUUCCCCCCCACUCUCCCCCUCCCUUUCCCCCCCACUCUCCCCCUCCCUUUCCCCCCCACUCUCCCCCUCCCUUCCCCCCCCACUCUCCCCCUCCCUUCCCCCCCCACUCUCCCCCUCCCUUUCCCCCCCACUCUCCCCCUCCCUUUCCCCCCCACUCUCCCCCUCCCUUUCCCCCCCACUCUCCCCCUCCCUUUCCCCCCCACUCUCCCCCUCCCUUUCCCCCCCACUCUCCCCCUCCCUUUCCCCCCCACUCUCCCCCUCCCUUUCCCCCCCACUCUCCCCCUCCCUUUCCCCCCCACUCUCCCCCUCCCUUUCCCCCCCACUCUCCCCCUUCCUUUCCCCUCCCCCCUGGCAACCACCCAGGGGUACAAGAUCGCUCUGGGCGUGACGACAUCGCUGAUGCUCUUUGCCUUCCUCCUCCUCGGCCGCUGGGACCACCUGGUGGGGCAGGCAGACAGCGCCAGCAAAGUGGACGGGCUCACACGCUUCCCCUCCGUUGCACACGUGUCCUCGCUGCUGCACCUGGGGGGAGGGAAGGCGUCGGAGGAGAGAAUCGCUGCGGAAAGGGGGGUUGCGGAAGAGAGGGCUGCUGCGCUGGGAGGCGUGUGA